Molecule: messenger RNA, 2001 nt
Organism: Populus trichocarpa (black cottonwood)
Lineage: Eukaryota; Viridiplantae; Streptophyta; Magnoliopsida; Malpighiales; Salicaceae
Exons: 4
Coding region: 1-2001 (666 amino acids)
Molecular function (GO): DNA binding
Source: RefSeq, a predicted model, not a curated record
AUGGGAAACAAGCCGGGGUAUUGUGGGAAAGAGAGGAGUGUUAUUGUGGCUGGCGUGGAGACAUGGAGAAGAGAAACCAAUGGCGGUGUGACACGUGGAGAGAUGAGUGAAGUGAUGUACGGACUUGUUAACGUGCCAGUUUUGAUCCGAGGGGUCACGUGCGUUUGGAGUGUUGGUGACAGCAGUCUCAUUGAUUCAGUUGCAGCCCAGUCAUCUCAACCUCAGGUUCUGAAAAUGUCUUCACAUGAUGGUAGUACUCCAAGUAGUGAUCCUUCAACGGCCCAAUCAUCUCAACCUUCAAUUUCCAUGUCAAGUGGUAGUAGAGGAAGAACAGAUUUGGCAUGGGGUCAUUGUAGAGAAGCUCCUGAACUUAGUGUUGGGUGUAAAAAAACAAAAUUAGUUUGUUUAUAUUGUGCUAAAGUAUUUGCGGGUGGUGGCAUUAAUCGAUUUAAGCAACAUUUAGCUGGAGCUAAAGGAGAAGUUGAACAAUGUCGUAAAUGUCCUCCUGAUGUUCGACAUCAAAUGCUUUUGAAUCUUAAAGGAAAUGCUGAAACAAAAAAAAGAGUUGCAAAAAAGAAAAAGAUUCAAAGCACCAGCACUGUAAAACAAUCGACUACAAGUUGUGGAAAGCAGAAGAAAUCUGCAAUAUUAGGGACAUAUUUCAUGCCGAGAACAACUCCUGGUGCUCAAAAGUCUAUUCAGAAUUGUUGGCAAAGGAAGGAAGCAGUUGAACGGUGUGAUCUUGCUUUAACGAAGUGGAUGAUUGAUGCAUGUGUGCCAUUUAAUGCUGUUAAUUCUGUGUAUUAUCAGCAUGUCAUAGAUGCUGUAACAGCCAUGGGUCCUGGUUAUAAAGGACCAAACUUGAAUGCUAUUCGUGGUUAUUACUUGGCAAAAGCGGUUGAUGAAGUCAAGAUUUAUGUUGAGACUUAUCGAGAGAUUUGGAAGAAGAUUGGUUGCACAUUAAUGACUGAUGGAUGGACAGAUCAGAAGAGGAGGACUUUAAUUAACUUCUUAGUAUAUUGUCCUAAAGGAACAAUUUUUUUGAAAACCGUGGAUGUAUCAGAUGUCUCAAAGACUGCUAGAUUGUUGUAUCAGUUGUUUAGAGAGGUUGUUUUGUAUGUUGGGGUAGAAAACAUUGUGCAUAUGGUGACUGAUAAUGCUGCAAAUUAUGUUGCUGCUGGCAAGUUAUUGAUGGAAGAAUUUCCUUCAAUAUUUUGGUCUCCUUGUGCUGCUCAUUGCAUCAACCUCAUACUCCAGGACAUUGGUAAAUUGCAGUCGGUUUGUUGUGUUGUUGAGCAUGCUUCUGGUAUCACAAAGUACAUUUAUAAUCAUUGUUAUCCAUUGUAUUUGAUGAGGAAGUUCACUGGAGGAAAAGAAAUACUUUGUCCUGCUCCUACUCGUUUUGCUACCAAUUUCAUUGUAUUGCAAAGCAUUUUAGCUCAUAAAGAUGAGUUGAGAGCUAUGGUGACAUCUAGGGAAUGGGUCUCAUCUGCUUAUGCUAAAUAUAACAAAGGAAAAAAGUUUGUUGAGAGUGUGCUAGACUCUCUGUUUUGGGAAGAAUGUGCAAUAAUUGUGCGAAUGAGUGAGCCUUUAAUUCGAGUUCUACGAAUAGUUGAUGGUGAUGAUAGACCUUCGAUGAGAUAUUUGUAUGAUGCUAUUCAUCAUGCAAAAGAAGAAAUGAUGAGGAGAUUUCAAAAGAGAAAGGCUAGAGUGAAACCUUUCAUAGACAUUAUCAGUAAUCGGUGGGAUGGACAAUUUUAUAGACAUCUUUAUGCAGCGGCAUUUUGGUUGAAUCCUCGAUUUCAAUAUGAUGCAAAUAUAAUGGAUAAACAUAUGAGCACCAUUUCUGGACUUCUAGAUGUUCUUGAGAAGUAUGCACAUGGAAAUCUACCAUUGCAAAGUAAGAUUACAAGUGAGAUGAAGUUGUUUAGGAAUGCUGAACAUGACUUUGGUCGAGUGUCCGAAAUAAAUAAUUGCACCCUUAUGCCUCCAGGUAUAUAA